Messenger RNA from Tilletiopsis washingtonensis, 792 nucleotides. RefSeq lists its product as hypothetical. The record is from RefSeq and is a predicted model, not a curated record. Bases 118 to 723 code for a protein of 201 amino acids. The transcript has a single exon. NCBI's taxonomy places the organism in Eukaryota, Fungi, Basidiomycota, Exobasidiomycetes, Entylomatales.
UUGCGUCGGUGCGAAAGGAGAAGAAAGGCGCUGAGCCGGCCUCGCAUCGCGGCUCGCCUAGCCAUCCACAGGGGCGCUGGGCCGCCGUAGCGCCGCCAAGGAGCAUCUGCGGCUGCCAUGCCUCUCGGGAGAAGCUCGGCAGCUCGCGGGGACGCCAGAGAAGCAUGCCUCGCCGCACUUACCGAUUCGCCGGUUUUGGCCUGCAGGCAACUCGGAGCCAGCACUGGCACAGAGCGCAGGCAACCCGGCACCCCGCGCCUCCCGUCGGAAGGUAGCGCAGACGCACCCCACGAGGCGGCGACGGGCACGUCUUGCCCUCACCUGCCACCUCGGGAGCGGUCGCACGGCAAUCGUGGGCGAGCAAGGCCAGCGUCGAGGAGCGCGUGGUCUCACCGCUCGGUGGCUUGUGCUGCCAAGGGUUGCCUGCUCCACCCACAUCCCACAUGCAAUUCCAGCAUGCGGCAUGCCCAGCUCGACCCUUCUCCGGCAUUCUCUGCGUUCUGCAUAUGCGCGCACGCAUGCAUGGGAACGGCUCUUGCCCGGCGCUCUGCCGCUGCGCUGCCCCGGUACGGGCAUGUCGAGUCGAGCGGCGGAGUCUGGGAGCGCAGCUGCAGCAGCAACCCGCGGGCCCGAGGGACUGGAAGACUCGAUGCGCAGCCUCUCUCGAGCCCGGGCCGCCUGAUCGAUGAGCCGAACAGGCGCUGCCCGGCGAGCCCGCGAUAAGCAGAACAGGCGAAGAGUGUGCGAGGCAUGCGAGCUGCGUGGCCACAGACCCGCCGUGCGUCCCGGUCG